Messenger RNA from Solanum dulcamara, 2269 nucleotides. RefSeq lists its product as uncharacterized. The transcript is spliced from 12 exons. Gene Ontology annotation, molecular function: sulfurtransferase activity. NCBI's taxonomy places the organism in Eukaryota, Viridiplantae, Streptophyta, Magnoliopsida, Solanales, Solanaceae. The record is from RefSeq and is a predicted model, not a curated record. The coding region runs from base 313 to 1779 and encodes 488 amino acids. Gene Ontology annotation, biological process: tRNA processing.
AAAUAACAAUUAAGAGGUGACACGAAAAGAGCAAGCCUCAGAUAGUCGACCAGACAUUACAGAGUCCUAACUCGAGGAGACAGAGCCGGUGCCUCCGCCUGCCCGCGUCGCGUCUACUGCCGUCGGUUGCCGCCUGCCGCCGCUUUUCCUCGUUUCAGGUAAAUCGUGUAUGAAGCUUUUCUUUUGUUUAGCUACUUCUGCUAGAGCUUUUUGGACUUGUGGGGCGUGCAAUACAGAAACUACUAAUACGAAACGGAGGGAGUACAUUCCAUAGCCAGAAUUUCAGAGACCUUACUCCCCAAAUGAACAGAAAUGCAACGGGCAAUCAUGUCAGCAAUUCCUCUACCCUUUCAAUAUACACAUUCUCUCAAGCACUUGUUCUCCCUUUACCCUUUCCAAAAGCCCCUUAUCCAGGUUUUCUCUCAGCCAAGAAAGAUUACAACUACUGCAAGACGACUGUUUUCGCUGAAACCCCUUUCAGUUUCAUCCCCAAUCAGGAAUUGUGGGGAUGAAAAAAUCGAUCCCAGAUACUUAUCUUGCUCGAUGCCUCACAAGAAUCCUCUCAAAGUGGCGGUUUUGGUUAGUGGCGGCGUUGAUAGUAGCGUGGCUCUUCGGCUACUUCAUGCUGCUGGACAUUCCUGCACUGCUUUCUAUCUCAAGAUUUGGUUUCAAGAGGACUUUGAGAACUUUUGGUCUGAAUGCCCAUGGGAGGAUGACUUGAAAUAUGCGAAGGCUGUUUGUGACCAGGUUGAUGUACCAUUGGAAGUUGUCCAUUUGACCGAUGAAUAUUGGAAUAAUGUGGUGUCAUAUAUCAUUGAGGAGUACAAAUGUGGCAGGACUCCAAAUCCAGAUGUCCUUUGUAAUACUAGAAUAAAAUUUGGUGCUUUUAUGGAUGCCAUUAGUGGAAUGGAAUUUGACUUUGUUGCUUCAGGACAUUAUGCAAAGAUUGUCCAUGCAUCUACUGCACAGCUAGACGAACCUUCUAUCUUGGAAUUGUCAAAAGAUAUGGUCAAGGACCAAACCUACUUCCUUUCUCAUCUCUCACAGGCUCAGCUUAAACGACUUAUUUUCCCACUUGGAUGUAUACAAAAGGAUGAAGUCCGCAUGCUUGCUAAGUCAUUUAAUCUACCAAACCAAGACAGGAAGGAUUCACAAGGAAUAUGUUUUCUCGGCAAGAUAAAAUUCAGUGAAUUUGUUGCUAGACACAUUGGAGAAUCAGAAGGUAUUAUAUUGGAAGCAGAGAAUGGAGAUUAUCUUGGAAACCACCGUGGCUUUUGGUUCUAUACUAUUGGCCAGCGCCAAGGUUUACGUCUUCCUGGAGGGCCCUGGUAUGUUGUGGAGAAGGAUAUUAAAAAUAAUGUUGUCUAUGUAUCAAGAAAUUAUUUCUCUGUUGACAAGAAAAGACGGUUAUUUCGCGUUGGAUCCUUGAAAUGGCUCAGUGGUUUACUUACUAGACAAAUCAAUGAGCUUCAAUGCAAGGUUCGUCAUGGUCCUGGUUUUUACAACUGCAGCUUGGUCAUGGAAGUUGAUCAACAUGGCCAGGAAGUUGCAGUUGUCAGGUUAUCUGGAGAUGAUCAGGGUUUGGCAGCUGGACAGUUUGCGGCCUUUUAUGAUGGAAGGACUUGUAUUGGUUCUGGCAUAAUACUAGAGUCAUGGGAUGAUCAGGGAUAUCCUAUUUGUGAGAGGGCUCUUGAAAUUGCUCGAAUGGAAGAUAAAUCAAAGCUCGGGAAACCAGUCAAGAUAAUGGUAAAACCAGAGCCUAGUGUUACUACAAUCUGAUCAUGACUACCAGGCAAAAUAAUUCUAGAACUAUUUUCAACAUGAAAGCUUUCUCAACAACGAGAUUUCGCCUGAUUUGGUAUCCAUUAAAUAGGCUGCAAUAGCUUGAAGAACAGCAGGGUGACAAAGUGUUUUAGGCUCUAUUCUUGUGAACUCUCGAAAUUUAUCAGUAGUAGUCUCUACCUUCUCAAGGUAGGGUUAAGGUCCGUGUACACUAUACUCUCCCUAGACCCCACCCGUAGGAUUACAAUGGGUUUGUAGUUGUUAUCAGGAGGGAUAGUGAAUUAUGCACCUGAUACUGGACUGGUUGGUUGGUUGAUCUUCAGUUAUAGAGGAACUAGUGUCAAUGGGAUGGACCAGUUGCUUCCUGUCAUGUAAAAAACCACAACAGUUCUUUCUUGCUCUCAGUGUAUCAGUUGAAUUUUCUUGGCUUUGAGAAAAAAAGUAUUUGUCCAAUUAUAGCAAAUAUCAUAUCACUGUUAAUCUCAAA